UUUUUGCUAUAAAAGAGGAAACGGUAGAGUUAAUAACAUUUUUAUCGCUCAAUCACACAGCAUACAAGGUAGGCGAGCAACCAGUUCUUGAGCAUUCGUCUAAACGACUACACAUACGAGAAUGCUGGAUAUUAGAAUAUUUACAAUAUUAGUUGCAUUUGUUUGCGUCAAGGGUCGUUCAAUUUCAAGCGAUGUUGAAAAUAAUUAUUGUUAUCCUACCGAUGUACAUCCGUAUCUAAAUGCUGGUACAAAAACAGCUUACCAUUACAUGCAUGGCUUAAUUACAAACACUAGCGUACCGAGUUGCGAACCGGUGCAAAUUUGGAUGCUGGCGAGACAUGGAACUCGUUAUCCUGGGAGAAAGGAGAUCAAAAGUAUGAAAAAGAAAUUGUCAGAACUUCAAGAUGAUAUUAUAGACAAUCAUAAAAAACAUGGACGUGGUGGUUUAUGUAAAGAAAGCAUAAAGAUGUUAAAAAAAUGGAAAGUAAAUCCGGACCUCAGCAAAGAUACCCAAAAGUACUUGACGGAGCAAGGUGAAGAAGAUCUAAAAUUAAUGGGGGCAAGAUAUAAAGAUUAUUUCCCUGAGCUUCUGCAAUCUAAUUCAAGCAAAUACAAACUCAGAGCGACGAAUACUCAACGAACCGUCGCUAGCAUGAACUCUUUCAUCGAAGGUCUUAUUGGUAAUGAAUCUACCACCGAUGGUGUUAUUGGUAAUACACCUACCAUCGAUAUGGAAGUGCUGGAGUCCGAUGAAGACGCUUUAUUGAAGCUUUACAAAUUUUGUAAACCUUGGCUAGAUGAAGUGCACAGUCCUUCAACCAACGCUGAAGAUAAUGAUUUUGUGAAUGGUCCUGUCAUGAACGAAACAGUUCACGAAAUCAGUCGACGAUUAGGAUUUAAACAUGAUCUUCCUUAUGAUACUGUUUUGAUUAUGUACAAAGCGUGUGUGUUCGAAAGGGCUUGGUUCGUCGAUAAAUUAUCUCCUUGGUGCGCCGCUUUUACAGAGAAGUCGUUAAAAGUAUUCGAGUACGAGGAAGAUCUCUAUUAUUAUUAUCACUCCAGUUACGGGCAAAACAUGAGCAAUAAGGUUGGAUGUACGACGUUGCAGGAUAUGUUCGAACAUUUCACUAAAUUGGAGGAAGGAAACACAAAGAACGAGCCGCAAGGUAUUUUUUACUUCAGCCAUAGUACAUCGCUUCAAUUACUUUUUACGACGAUGGGAAUCGCGAAAGACACAACACCUUUGAAAGCUGGGAACUAUGAAAGCAUGGUAGACAGUAGAAAAUGGAGAACUUCUUACCUUGUACCAUUUGCUGCAAAUAUCGCAGCUGUUUUCUAUCGAUGUGAUUCUUCGAACAAAGUAAGGUUCUAUCUUAACGAGAAACCUUUGGAUGUAGAAGGCUGUGAUGGAAGUGUUUGUGAUUGGAAAUACCUAAAGGAGAAAUUAGGAGACGCUGCGUUUAGUUGUAACGUAGACUUCUGUAGCCGAUAAGCUCUAUAGUUGAAUUCUAUAGAUAUAGUGUAGUUAAUCUCUAUACUCUAUAUAGACGAACCACUCAUCAUAAAUAAUGACUGCGGCUGUACUGAUCAGCCCUAUAAUUUAAUUUACAUUUAAAUUUUACGUUGUAAUUAUUAGAAUUUUUAAAUUCAUUUUUCUUGAUUGCAUGGAUUCUUGUAUACAAACGAGUCGAGAAAAGCUACAAAUAAAGAGCAAAACGUA
Molecule: messenger RNA, 1720 nt
Organism: Hylaeus volcanicus
Lineage: Eukaryota; Metazoa; Arthropoda; Insecta; Hymenoptera; Colletidae
Product: multiple inositol polyphosphate phosphatase 1-like
Exons: 9
Coding region: 122-1492 (456 amino acids)
Molecular function (GO): inositol phosphate phosphatase activity; acid phosphatase activity
Source: RefSeq, a predicted model, not a curated record